CGUCUCUCCUCAGUCGACGUCAAGCCGUCGCGACGCGUGCGUAAUAUCUUUCGCCGGUUUCGCGAAGCUCACGAGACUCGCGUGUCCCGCAGCACAGCGUGGCUCGGUACCGAGGCUGGUUCGGCCACCUGUUCGCUCCAGGAAGUCGCGACAGAAGGAUCGGCCGCGAGAGAGGCGAACGUGGAUCGUCAUCCCCCGUGGCAGCCACUGGAGGACAACGCAGCCGACCAGCGUCUCGCGAAUUUGCGCGUGAUUACGGCCGCGAUUCAUCUCGCCGGGUAGACGUCGUUGUGCCGUGCCGUUCCAGGACGAUAUCUGUCGUGAUACAACGUGCUUUUGUUUGCCCCAAGGCUAGAAACGGAGAAGUCUGUGAAACCACACGUCUGUUCUCUGCCGCGGUGUGAACGAUCUGUGCCCGUGUUGGAAACACCGCGGGACUAUUAUCUAGGUGAUUAUCAGUGCGAUACACACACUCCUUGGAUUAUGACCGUCGGAUGACAGUCGGCAUGCCGCCGUCGUAGAAUCGACGCAGUCGUUCUCCCCGGUAGGACCUGUCCAAAAUGUCCAAGAUCAGCGUCGUACGUGCCGCUUAGCGAAUCAUCGCUGUCACGGAUUCAUCAGUAGGGAAAAAGGAAUUUCUUGCUCCUACCGCGGAAAACAACUAAAAAAAUUCAAAUAGUGCAGUGAUCCGGUGAAAAUAAACGGGGGGGGGAGGUGGACAGGACAGAGGAAGGAGGACAAGUGGUUGCCGUCGAAGAGUCCUGGUGAGCGUAAAUGGUCGAGGGCACGGUGAACCGGGUUUACAAGCGAACAGCCGUUCAGUGAGCAGCCGUUGGGAGCGCGGAGAGACGCGCUGCUACGAUCGCGAGGGAUGCGGCCCAUGGGCGUAGGGUGGGGUCUUUGGGCACCGAUAAGGCUUAUCCGAAGAUACGAUGGCCGACUGCUCGGCUGUUGUCGUCAGUCGUAGUGCUCAGGUGGCGUCGACGGGAUCGCCGUUCGGUUUAACUCACGCUGAUACCGCCGCGGGUUCGCGUCUCUUCCACGCUCGAGCGCCACGAUCGCACGCCGUCGAUCGAGUCCGACUGAUCGGCGCCGAAUUAACGACUGCCGCUGCCGCGGAGAUACGGGAGGACCUGGAGGAAGAGGAGGCCGUUUGAGCCGCGCCGAGACAGAGUGAAACAGCGAUUCAAGGAACUACGAUAACUGGGACUCAACAUCUGCCCGAACGUUGGUCGGCUUAUUCGAAAUCUACCGUGGUAAUCGGUCCGCUAAAAACAAGUAUCCAGUGCUCGUAUUCACGCGUAAUACGUGUCGUCGCAUGAACAGUGCUCCCUGGUACCUUCGACAGUGAUUCGUGAAUAAAUCCUCUCCGGGGAAAAGUGUGACGGAUAAAUCAUCGAGGAGGAAAAAGUAGUGCGUUUCCGUUUUAUUAAAAAAUUCUACGGGUGAAAUUGUUCGUACGCGUAAAAGGUAGAGUUUGAGGGUUGACGCCUUCAAACCGGAGACGACGAAAUAAUCCUGUCUUCCUCAAGGAUAAGCGAGGCCGAGGGAAGGAGGCACCGAGAACCGGUCGCCAGGAGGACUCCAAUGAAAAUGUUGCAAUCGUUGAACGCUUUGGCGGGAAAGAUCUCGCCAGGCUCGCCGACUGACAGCAACGCGAACAAGGUACACAUGCAUAACAACAACAACAACAACAACAACGUGGUGCACCACCAUCAUCCGUACGCAAAGCAGCAGCCGCAGCAACCGUCGCCGUCGUCGCAGUCUAGCAACGGGGACCAGAAGGAAAACACUAUAAUGAACAACAACAGUGUCGAGCAGCCAGAUCCUGACAAUAUAAAAAUGUUCGUGGGUCAGGUUCCGCACGACAUGGACGAAAAUGAUUUAAGGACGCUGUUCGAGGAAUUCGGUCGAGUACAUCAGAUAAAUAUCCUGCGGGACAAAAUCACCGGAAGUCAUAGAGGAUGUUGCUUUGUGACGUUUUACACGAGAAAAGCUGCACUGGACGCGCAAAAUGCUUUGCAUAAUGUCAAGACCUUCAGCGGGAUGCGACACCCGAUACAAAUGAAGCCGGCGGACAGCGAGAACAGAAGUGAACGCAAGCUGUUCGUCGGCAUGCUGUCGAAGAAGUUCACCGAAAACGACGUUAGGAACAUGUUUAGUGUCUACGGGACUAUCGAAGAGUGCUCGGUACUCAGGGAUAGCACCGGAAAAAGUAAAGCCUGUGCCUUCGUUACUUUCGCUAGUAAACAGUACGCCAUCAAUGCCAUUAAGGCUCUUCACCAUUCGCAAACGAUGGAGGGAUGCUCGUCGCCGUUGGUAGUCAAAUUUGCAGACACGCAGAAGGAAAAAGAUCAGAAGAGGAUGCAACAACUCCAGACGAGUCUUUGGAAUAUAGCUGGAGUCAACAUGGCGCCGCAUUACCUGACCAAUGAUACGCCUACUCUGGCUCCCACCUCGUUGCAAUUAUUGCAACAACUUCAGGCGACGACCAGCGCGGCGACUCCGGUUGCAGCAGGUGCUGGCGCGAGCGCUCUGUCGAAUGUUCAACAUCAAUUAUUGUUGCAACAACACCUCGGCCUCGGUGCAGCGACCCCUGCGCACGCUGCCGCACCUGCGGUACCCAGUCCACCUGAAAUCAACCCUGCGAACCUUCAAGGAUUGGCCACCCUGGCAUCGCUGAGCAACACCGCCGGUGAGUAUGCGAACGCCGGAGUCUCGCCGAUGAGUAUGCAGAACCUCGUCACCCUGGCUGCGAUGACUGGUGGGAAUAGCAACCUUCAAGUAUCGCCAAACACGUUAAGCGGACUGGCGAAUUCGACAGCAGGUAUGUCGCUAUCUGUCCUUCUUGGAAAAACCGGAAACACAGGGUCCACCGGUGGCAGCCUCAGUCCUGUGACGUCUCUAGCGCUGAACUCUUUGACGGGGACACCGUUGAACGGUUUGCAAGACUCGUUGAGCAACGCCUACUCCAGCCUACAGCAGUACGCAGGGUUCCCAGCGUUCACUGCAGCAGCAGCUGCAGCUGCGGCGGCGGCUCAGAAAGCGAAAUUCGUCACCACGGACAAACAGAUCGAGGGUCCCGAGGGCUGCAACCUCUUCAUAUACCAUUUACCGCAGCAGUUCAGCGACACUGACCUUGUUACUACGUUUCUGCCGUUUGGCAACGUGAUCUCUGCCAAGGUCUUCAUUGAUAAGCAAACGCAGCUCAGCAAAUGUUUCGGCUUUGUGUCGUACGACAACGCAACGAGCGCGCAAACAGCGAUUCAGGCGAUGAACGGUUUCCAGGUUGGCAUGAAACGGCUGAAGGUCCAGCUAAAACGAUCCAAGGAUGCAUCGAAACCCUAUUAGCCGGCGUUGCCCACCGUUCGUAGGUAGAUACCAAGGGCUUCUCGGGUACCACGGCUCGGAUCCAACGACCCUGGUGUCCAUUACCGAAAAGCCAAUGUUCACGCAUUUGAUAAGUCGCGGGCGUCGAUCGCUGAUCGGGACGUUCCUCGAUCCGAUCGGAGGAAGAUAGACAGGCAGGAACACGGUGUAGUCAGUUGGCGGUCCGCCAGUUAACCGUUUCUAGUCAAACAGUAUUUCUCGAUGGCAGUACAAACACUACAGAAAUUCGAGAGAGCGUGUUUCCUUUCUGAAGGGGACACCCGGUAACUCGUGUUGCACAUUUCCUUUUUAAGAGCCAGCGUGCAAUCAUCCUUCGAAACGAGGCUGUGAUAAUCUUGAAGACUUGAACGUGUCAUCGAACCUUAUUUUUUUGUUUUCCGAGUAUUAUACAUCUCGACAUUUUUUGCGACGUUUAUACAUAUUUUCUUCUGUUUUGUCAGUCCGUCCAUUAUUUCUCUGGUAUUCUCAGUACCUACGAGAAAAACGAAAAUGAAGUCUACCUUAUUAUUCUUCGUGUCUCCUUCUAUACUUGUAUCUCGUGGUUAAAUACGUGUUUUAUGGAUGUGUCGCUCUUCGACAACGGAAUCUCGAUGAAGCAAACACUCUCUGCUCCCUUUUCUUGAAUACAGCGGUGACUCGAGGCAUUUCAGUUCCUUGUUUUAUUUAUUUAUUUAUUUAUUUUUGUUUUUUCUUUUGUUUUUCAUUCGUGGAGGAAUCAUUCUAAUGCUUUCCGAGGUCGGUUUGACUAAGCGCUAGUGAAAAUGUUGCCAAUAUGUGUUCAAUUAAUAUGUAGACGAAUAAGGAUACUUCUUAACGUUUAAACAGUCGUUGUAUUUAAGGAACAUCGUCACUGAUUCUGUGCACGAAACAAAUACGUAAUGAUAUGAUUCGUGACGAGCUACAGUGCAAUCACUGUCUUUCAAUGAUAACUCAAUUAUCAUAAACUGAUAGAAAAAAGUAACUUACUGUAUUCUCGAAUUUAUUCGAAUUAUAAAUAUCUGUUUUUUAACGUAUACGUAUAAAGAUAAAAUUCUUCAGUCCACGUACUUUACAGCUUUAAAAUUAAGUAAAUAAAUAAAAGGAAAAAAUACACGAGAACAAUUAAUAUCUGAGGAAAAAAUCUUGUAUACCGCGCCUAGUGAAAUGUAUUUUUUUUGUGUACAGUAUUCCAAGACGAGGACUUUACUUUUGUGUUUCAAGUACAAAAAAAAAGAAUCAUAUCCAUCGACGUAGGGCUUCAGCCAACGAAAUAUUUCUGUACAUAACGUUACAGCAUCACAUUGUAAUAAGACAUACGCUCGCUUGCCAGUGCUCGUCCUUCAAUUUUCUCUAAAGAUGCAAGCCCGCACUUGGCCCUUCUACCGAACCCCUCUCUCCGCCCCUGCCCCCCUCUUUUUCUCGCGCCAGUGGUGUAAUCAAACUUCAUUUCGUUGCAAACGGCUGCCAAUCAAGCUUACUGUGCUAACUUUUGUGCACAAAGUGGAAUUACGUACGUGAAGUUUCACUAACAUUCUCCGUUGUUACGAGCUUUCCUCAGGAGAAUCGAAACGAAACAAAAAGAAAGAAGGAUCCAGAAGAAAGAGUAAAAAAAAGAAACAGAAUGGUAGUUCGCUUUGAGUUUUCUGUUUUUCACACGCACAAAACGCGAGUUGUUGAUUUACGUUUAACCGACGACCGUCCCGAGACUUUUUGCUUCUCUAUGAUUUUCUUUGUUCCCGUUUAAUACACACAAGCUGUUGUCUUUGUUAAUUUUAUACACAUCUACAUAUUUAUAUAUACAUAUACACAUCUACGUAUUUAUACACACACACACACACAAACACACACACAUAUUUUCGUAACCACCCACGAAUGCCAUGCAUUCUCCUCACUGGCAGGUAGCGAUCGAGCCGCAAGUGGUCUACCUCACUAAUUUUGUCAUGAUUACGCCACUAUUUUAUUAUGCAAUCACCGCGAGUCAGUUCCUCUCGUUCGUUGUACAGGGCACAGAAUUUCGGAACACGUUCCACUGUGACAGUAAUAUCACGAAGUUUGAUGGUUAAUUACGCUAUGACGCUUUAUUAGUUGUUAGUACUAACAUUGCCGUGUGUAUUUUUUUUCUUUGGGAUAUCGCCGAUCGUCGUACGCGCAGCGAUUCGUCGACCCUUUCCUUUUCAUUCGUUUCUUUAUUCUUUCGAGCAACAAGCUCAACCACUCCUCGGCGUAGUGUAACCUGAAUGAAAGAAAACUUUUCGAUGAAUCGUAAAGUGGCGAGGACGAAGCAACGAAAACGAAUAUUACUCAUACUUGUUCGAAAACGUGGAACAACAUUAAAUUCGAAUAUCAUUGGUUGCUUCCGUUCGACGACGACGUAUUGGCAAACUACCUGCGUACACGUUGCACGGUGCCGUAUACUUUCCGCUUGUGUUGUAGCUAUCAUCGCCGAAACUCGACGUGUACCGUCUAACUUCACUACUUCAGCAAGCAAUUCGAUAUCAUAGAUAUUAUACUUUCGAAUCACCGGGAAGAUCAAAUUAAUCGAUAACAAUAAACGACGCGUAAAUGUAGUCACCGUGCACGUAUACCCAGGGAAUCCUAUAUAUCUGGUGUGUGGUGGUGACUAACCUGUCCGUGUGUUUGUUUGUGUGCCAGCAGGUGGCCUGUGACGUUGUGACCGUGUUCUCGAUCGGAGUCGCCGUGCCAUGUCAGUCUCAGUCAGUCAAAUCGGUCAAUCGUUCGAUCGAUCAGUCACGACUCCUUGGUCAGCCUCUUGAUCAGUCAUUCUGUGUCUGUCGGUGCCUGUGCACAUCUGCCCGCUGUCUCGAUCCUCUCGCAAGAAGCGGCUGCCCGCUGAAACCCUCCAAUCCCCGAACCCCCGACAACCCCUUUUCAUCCUUCUCCCGACAAGACCCACGAAAAUCCGAUGAAAGAAUCCCGAAAGACGAACAGAUGCAACAACCGAAUCCAUCCACCUACGAGCUACCUCCAACGUGUUUCGUUCCGUGUACACCGUGCGACAUCCACGGUCGCCGUUGUUCGGUCCCGAUCCAAACUUAACCGGAACACGAAUGGCACCGAUUGUCGAUCGCGGCGCGCUUACGGCACCCUCUAACCGCCGCUAUGUAAUAGAGCCAAGUAGAGAGAAGGGGAUCCCCCGAGAUAUCAUCGUCGAGCCGGAGCUAGAGCGGACCAAGCCAGCCGCGAAACUUUGAGUCAAGGCGCAGGAUCGGAACGAAUCCGGGGCAAAUCGUCGUGGGACAAAUGAUUGAAACCCGCGGCGUGCAGGGUGUCUAGCGACCAGGGGACCGGACCGGCCGAUCAUUAUCAGAGUCGGGGAUUUAGAAAAAAUAGACGAAAAAAAACAGAGAGAAACCGGAAUGACAACCUAGCGAAGCGGAAGUCGGAGACAUCGGCGCACAAGCACUGUGUUUUAUGUUCCUCGGGCUGAACUGUGACACGCUACCUUUAUCUCUUUGUUUCUUUGUAUGUGUACAUAUUACGUAGCAUAUACGAACACGUGUGCAUACCCAUGAUAUCUCUGUGAGUGUGUAUGUGCGUGGACACGCGAGCGGACGCGGGCGCGCGUAUUCGUGCGGUCCCUGGCUGAUCGACGACUCGGAUCCCCCGUCGAACGGGGAGGAGGCGAAAUCGAUUCUCAGAUCAAGCUGUUCGUGGACCUUUAGCGUAAGGGAUAUGUUUCGCGUACAAUCACUAAACCUGGAAGCUGUUGAAGGUACCUUGUACCAUACCGAGUAACGCGUAGAGCACGGCUGUAAUUAAGAUUAGCGAUUCAGGGAAUCGAUCCAUUCGAUCGACUCGCACCAUUCGGGAUCGCCGUCAGCGUCACGAGAAACGCCUGUUUCAUAAUGUACAUACACGCACUACGACCUGCCGGGCUAAGCAGAACCGAAGUAAUUAGCGAUGAAAAGCGUAGGACAAUGAUGAGGGAUAAGGGGACGCGAGGAACGGGACCGCGACGCGAACGCGAAGCGGAGACGAACGAAACGGUCAUGCGCCGGUUCAUCGUUGUAAAUUUAAAUGGUGUAAAGAUUACCAAAAAAAAGAACCAAAAACAGAAAAAGACAAACGACGGUCGGAACAAGGAAUAUUUAAAAAAAAUAAAAAGAUGAAAAAAGAAUGAUGACGUGUAGGAGAAACGAAUACAUAAGUAGCAUUUUUUAAUGACUUUGUGAUAAAAAAAAAAUGAAAAAAAGAAACGUUGUACCGUAUAUAGGAUUGGACUAGGGUCGCUUUUUUCGGAGUCUGUGUGAUAGAAGCGUGAAAACGUGAGAUGUACACUUUUUAACGACGAGAGGCUCGCUCGGCGACACGACCGUGUUUCUCGUCAUCAAAGGAUUCACUGAACGCGCACGCGAUCGUUCUCUCUCUUUCUCUCUCUUUCUCUCUCUCUCUCUUUCUCUCUCUUUCUCUCUCUUUCUCUCUCUUUCUCUCUCUUUCUCUCUCUCUCUCUCUCUCUCUUUCCUAGUUUUGUUUUUCUUUUCUCAUUCGACGGUACCGACCGGGACGUUUUAUCGUUUAUUCGUGUCUCAUGAUCUCUGUGUUGGGUCUCACGCCUAGACGGAUGUACCAGCCCAUCGAAAGGAACGAUACGUCGUGCCCUGUGUACAUUUUUUUUAGUGCGUACAAUGAAAAGAAAAAGAAAACGGAAAAGCGAAUACAUGCCAGAGAAUACAUUUUUACUUUCGCCGGGAAAUUCCGUUCGGCGAGUCACGCGGAUA
Messenger RNA from Nomia melanderi (Alkali bee), 8108 nucleotides. The record is from RefSeq and is a predicted model, not a curated record. Lineage: Eukaryota; Metazoa; Arthropoda; Insecta; Hymenoptera; Halictidae.